Pocillopora meandrina is the source of this 1843-nucleotide messenger RNA. Lineage: Eukaryota; Metazoa; Cnidaria; Anthozoa; Scleractinia; Pocilloporidae. The record is from the annotation of a GenBank genome assembly.
AAAGUUGGUGUCCUAAGCAAGAUAUGUAUUUAUCUAGAAGUUAUCGUUUUAUACGGCGUGGAUUACACCAGAAAGCGUUCGUUACAAACGUUUUGAAAUCCAGAAAGUUGCAUGGGGGCGGUUCAGCAUACGCUGCACUCGAACAACUUCGAGAUAUCGCUGUGACUCCUGAGCAACCAGAACUCUACCAUGACGCAGUGAAGAUUUACAACCCUGCGUACAGUUAUGAACAGCCAGCCUUUGUCGCUUUUCCAAAAAAUGUUGAAGACAUCAAGCGCUGUCUGAAAAUUGCGGAAAAAACUAAUACUCCAGUCGCUGUUAAAUCCGGGGGCCACUGCUUCGCUGGUUACUCCACCACUGACAGUGAUGGUUUUGUCAUCUCCCUCAAAAACUUGAAUCAAGUUCAUGUGCAAGAGAACACGGUCACUGUUCAGGCUGGAGCUUGCUGGGGAGACGUGUAUUCUGCGCUUGAUGAUACUGAUUAUGUAGCUGUCGGAGGAUGUGUUCCGGCAGUGGGUAUCGGGGGAUACAUCCUUGGGGGUGGUUACAGUAUGCUGUCUCGUGCCUAUGGGGGUCUGGCUUGUGAUAAGGCGUUGUCAUUUACCAUGGUUAAAGCCGAUGGAAGUAAAGUUGUAAGGGCUUCUGCUAAAGAGAAUGAAGAUCUCUUUUGGGCUUUGAAAGGUGGAGGUGGUGGGAAUUUUGGAGUGAUGGUUGAUGUUACUUUAGAAGUGUGUCCACGACCUAAACAAUUCAUCUGGACCCGUCUCAUUUAUAACACAACUGAUCAGAGUGAACAAGGGCUCAGUGUGGUGGGUAAAAAUUUAUACAAUUUCCCUAAGGAGCUCAAUCUUGACAUGGCUCUUCAUGGCUACUUUGGAAAGAAAACACUGACUUUGGAUGCGGUAUAUUCUGACGUUCAUGAGGAUGCAGUGCAGUCAAGCCUUGAAAGUCUUCAUCCACCGGUAGAAACACAACCUCAGGUGUUCACAUCCUUUCUGCAGUUUUCAACUGAAUACAGCAAGCGGCAUGGCUUUGUUCAUCAGGAGGUAGAACCCAUUUAUGUUAAAGGAGUGAUGAUACAGUCCCUACCACCUUCUUUGGCCAAGUAUUUUGCCCAUGUUGAAAUCCCACCAGAAUGUCUUCUUGAGUUUGUUCACAUGGGUGGUGACAUUGCUCGACACUCUGUGACAUCCACUGCUUUCCCCUUCCGCACUGCUCAGUAUAGCUAUUAUACAUAUGGCAGGUUUCAUAACCCAGCUCAGAGAGAGGAGGUUCUUAAGUUUGCAACAACAACCUACAACGCAGUCAGAGAAUCUGGCUGUGCUCUUGGCAGUUAUGUCAACUACAUGGAUCGCCACCUUAAGAACUGGGGUAAGAAUUUUUAUGGUGUGAAUUACCCUCGUCUUUGUGAGAUCAAGGACAAAUGGAAUCCCAUAGGGCAUGGAUCCUUGCAUUUCCAGCAGGAGGUUGGUUCCUCAUGGGAGCCUUGACUUUUUCCUUUUUUUUGAUAGAAUGAAUGUGCCCUAAAAAUGUAGAAUUGCAAGCAAAAAGGUGAAAAGAAAAAACCAGUCUCAGAGCAAUUUUCCCCUAUAGUUGAAUGUUAGCUGAUACUCUGGAAAUUUCCUUUGCCCUCCUUCCCCCCCCCACUGAUUUCCAGCAGUUAUGUUCUUUUAUUUCAAGUUUUCCCUAAAUAUAACAAUGUUCUUAAAACAAUUUUUAUUCCACUUUGGAAAGACCAAGAAACUUUAAGUUUUAUGAGUACAGUCAAAGUUGGAUCAACUGUAACUGUAAAAAAUCAGACUUACAGACUGUAAAAGUUAUAGGUGAAUAAAGAAGUAAUAAU